This is a messenger RNA of Apis cerana (Asiatic honeybee), 691 nucleotides long. Its product is annotated as mediator of RNA polymerase II transcription subunit 22. Gene Ontology annotation, biological process: regulation of transcription by RNA polymerase II. The record is from RefSeq and is a predicted model, not a curated record. Gene Ontology annotation, cellular component: mediator complex. Gene Ontology annotation, molecular function: transcription coregulator activity. Lineage: Eukaryota; Metazoa; Arthropoda; Insecta; Hymenoptera; Apidae.
UACCGACUUUAAUACUGAUUUCAGCGACCUCUACUCAUAAACAUUACAACUAUCAUAUUCAAAAAUCUCUAUUUAGUGGUUUGAAUUUUCGUAGUGUAUUAAAUACGUUUUUAUACAAUAAAAUUUAAUUUUUAGUGUUAAAUAAUGGCUGCACAACGAGCAUUGCCACAAAGUAAAGAAGCUUUAUUGAAAUCUUACACUACGAGAUUAAAGGAAGAUGUGAAGUCUAUGCUUGAAAAUUUUGAAGAAAUUAUAAAGUUAGCCAAAGGAGAAAGUGAUUCCCAAUUAUCUCGUAUGACACAAUGUGAACAAGAUACUUAUGAAAUGCAUGUCAGAGCAGCGAAUAUUGUUCGUGCUGGAGAAUCUUUAAUGAAACUUGUAUCUGAUAUAAAACAGUAUUUGAUACUCAACGAUUUUCCAUCAGUAAAUGAAGCUAUAGCACAAAAUAGUAAAUUAUUUAGGACAAAACAAGCUGAAUGUGAUCAAAAAUUAGCAUCUUUAAGAGAUGAUAUGGCUGCAGAUUUAUAUGAUUUGGAAGAAGAAUAUUACACAUCAAUAUAUAAAUAACACAAGUUUUAGAUAUUUAUAAGGAUGUGCAAUUGUAUUCUUGGAUGAAUUGACUGAAAUAUUAUUUAUUUGUUCAAUAAACUGUAUAUAUUUAUUUAAAUAAAUAAGAAUAGUUUUGAUAGUA